AUGGACAAAAUCCCUGAGCAUCGCACGCAGAACUUCAAGGCCAAGAGUGCCUUCAAGCCCGAGGAACUGAGACGUAACCGUAACGAACUCAAUGUCGAGCUCCGUAAACAGAAGCGUGAGGAGAACCUUUCCAAGCGCCGCAAUCUUGCUAUUGCUGCCGAGUCGGAGGAGUCCGAGGACGAGGGCGUUGCCGCUGCCAACAUCCAGUUCCAUGAGCAACUCCCUGCCAUGAUUCAGGGAGUCAUGUCGGAAAACGUUGAAGACCAGCUUGGCGCCACCACCCGCUUCCGUAAGCUGCUCUCCAAGGAGCGUAACCCCCCUAUCGAUGAAGUUAUCCGCUGCGGCGUCGUUCCUAGAUUUGUUGAGUUCUUGCGCUCUCCUCAUGCUGUCGUUCAGUUUGAGGCUGCCUGGGCUUUGACCAAUAUCGCUUCUGGCUCCUCAGUCCAGACCCAGUACGUCAUUGAGGCAGGAGCCGUCCCUCUCUUUGUCGAGUUGUUGAGCAGCCCUGUUGCUGAUGUUAAGGAGCAGGCUGUUUGGGCUCUUGGAAAUAUUGCAGGAGAUAGCCCCCGUUGCCGUGACAUUGUUCUUCGUGAGAACGCAUUGAUGCCUCUGCUCGCCCUUCUUCACGAGAACAACAAACUGUCCAUGCUUCGCAACGCAACCUGGACGCUUUCUAACUUUUGUCGUGGCAAGAACCCUCCCCCAGACUGGGGUCUGAUCUCCCCUGCCCUCAGCGUUCUUGCCAAGCUGAUUCAUUCCACCGAUGACGAGGUGUUGAUCGAUGCCUGCUGGGCCAUGUCUUAUCUAUCGGACGGAACUAACGAGAAGAUCCAGGCUGUUAUUGAGUCUGGUGUCUGUCGCCGCCUUGUCGAGUUGCUCAUGCACCAGAUGGCGUCUGUCCAAACGCCUGCCCUUCGUUCGGUCGGAAACAUUGUCACCGGUGACGAUGUCCAGACCCAGGUUAUUAUCAACUGCGGUGCUCUUCAGGCCCUGCUCGCCCUUCUCUCUAGCCCCAAGGAUAACAUUCGCAAGGAGGCUUGCUGGACCAUCUCCAACAUCACUGCAGGAACCUGCGUCCAGAUCCAGAGCGUCAUUGAUGCCAACAUCAUCCCUCCCCUGAUCAAUAUUCUCCAGAACGCCGACUUCAAGACCAAAAAGGAGGCAUGCUGGGCCAUCUCCAACGCUACCUCUGGCGGUUUGAGCAAGCCCGAUCAGAUCAAGUAUCUUGUCAGCCAGGGAUGCAUCAAGCCCCUGUGCGAUAUUCUGAUUUGCAUGGACAACAAAAUCAUCCAAGUUGCAUUGGAUGGAUUGGAGAACAUUCUGAAGGUCGGGGAGAUGGAGAAGGAGGCGACCAACGGCGUGAAUCAGUUCAGUCUGUAUAUUGAGGACUGCGGCGGCAUGGAGAAGAUUCAUAAUUUGCAGGCGCACGACAAUACCGAGAUCUACAAGAAAGCCUAUACUAUCAUCGACAGGUAUUUUGCCGAGGAGGACGAUGAGGACACUGGCUUAGCUCCUCAGGUCGAUGCACAGACCGGUGCUUUCGCUUUCCAGGCCGCCGGUGCUCCUCAGGGCGGCUUCAACUUCGAUCCCAACAGCAUGCAGUAA
Gamsiella multidivaricata is the source of this 1605-nucleotide messenger RNA. Its product is annotated as armadillo-type protein. The transcript is spliced from 5 exons. Gene Ontology annotation, cellular component: nucleoplasm; nucleus; cytoplasm. Lineage: Eukaryota; Fungi; Mortierellomycota; Mortierellomycetes; Mortierellales; Mortierellaceae. Bases 1 to 1605 code for a protein of 534 amino acids. Gene Ontology annotation, molecular function: protein binding; nuclear import signal receptor activity. Gene Ontology annotation, biological process: NLS-bearing protein import into nucleus. The record is from RefSeq and is a predicted model, not a curated record.